AAUUGCAAACAAUUCGCUGCUGCAGCUGUUUCUAUUAAGGGUUUACAGUUUCCCUAAACUCUCUGUUUCGCGCAACAAAAUACCAAAGGAAGAAAGAAUUUUAGGGUUUGUUUCUCAAUGGAUAGAUACCAAAAAGUAGCGAAACCGAAACCAGAAAUACCGAUAAACGAAAAUGAAAUCCGAAUCACUUCACAGGGACUUGUUAGAAACUACAUCAGCUAUGCCACUAGUCUUCUUCAGGAGAAGCGUGGAAAAGAGAUUGUUUUGAAAGCAAUGGGUCAGGCAAUAAGCAAGACUGUAGCUAUUGCAGAGAUCAUUAAGAGAAGAAUUCCUCGUCUGCAUCAAGACACUGCUAUCAGCUCAGUAAGCAUCACUGAUGUAUGGGAACCUAUUGAAGAGGGCCUUUUGCCUGUGGAGCAGACUCGGCAUGUCUCAAUGAUUUCAAUCACCUUGUCAACGAAGGAGCUGAACAACAACUCUCCAGGGUAUCAAGCACCUUCUGAGACUGAGCAGACUAAUUAUAACAACUACUACAACAACAACAACAACAACAACUACGCCCCACGGUAUAAUUACCAGCCUCAACAGCAGCAACCACCACCUAGACAAGCACGAGCAGUCUACAAUGCUGGUAAUGAAGAUUCAUAUGGUCGAGGACGAGGCCGUGGUAGAGGGAGGGGACGUGGUUGGAGCAGAGGUGGAUAUCCAAAUAAUCAAGGCGGAUAUCCAAAUAAUCGAGGUGGAUAUCCAAAUAAUCAAGGCGGAUAUCCAAAUAAUCAAGGUGGACAUACAAAUUAUCAAGAUGAUUAUACAAAUUAUCAAGAAAAUGGUGGGUACUCAAACUGGGGACGAGGUGGGGGUCGUGGUGGCUGGGGAUAUCGUGGCUCUGGUUAUGGAAGAGGCAGGGGUGGAGGUGGCAGAGGUUAUGGUUAUGGUCGUGGCCGUGGACGGAUGGUCAACCGUCCAAGGGGUGGUAGCAACCACAACCAGGCAUAGUUGUGGUUGGAUCUCUAGUUUGCUCUACCUAAAAAUGCUUGCCUUGGCAUAUUUUCUUUCUGUCCAGUCUAUAUCUAAAAAAGAUGAAAUUGUGGUUUGUUGCAUCGAUGAGUUGCGCAGUGAUUGUUUUGUUUUUCAGCAUCAUGUUAUGUGGGCUAGGCAUAUAUAUCCUCAAUGAAGCCAAGUUCAAGUAGUCAAUAUCUGAAAACUAUCCGUUCAAUUCACUGGUUACAGAUGCUUUGCUGUAUUUAUUCAGUUAGAACAUAUUCUUUUGUUUAUCUUAAGAUGUCCUAUCAUUUCUUUCUUUUCA
Molecule: messenger RNA, 1306 nt
Organism: Nicotiana attenuata
Lineage: Eukaryota; Viridiplantae; Streptophyta; Magnoliopsida; Solanales; Solanaceae
Product: translation initiation factor IF-2-like
Exons: 8
Coding region: 118-996 (292 amino acids)
Molecular function (GO): RNA binding
Source: RefSeq, a predicted model, not a curated record